Messenger RNA from Engraulis encrasicolus (European anchovy), 4417 nucleotides. It is a transcript of the gene tpo, whose product is annotated as thyroid peroxidase. Lineage: Eukaryota; Metazoa; Chordata; Actinopteri; Clupeiformes; Engraulidae. The record is from RefSeq and is a predicted model, not a curated record. Gene Ontology annotation, molecular function: heme binding; peroxidase activity. The transcript is spliced from 15 exons. The coding region runs from base 80 to 3967 and encodes 1295 amino acids. Gene Ontology annotation, biological process: response to oxidative stress.
UUUCUUCCUUUUGUGGGACAGCAGCAACAGCAUCCAGAUCCUUCUACUGCAGCUAUCUUUAUUUUUAUUGGAUGUAAUUAUGGCUUUUCUCCUCAAGAUCCUCACAGCUGUCACCCUCUGCAGCACCUUGCUUGUAUUAUUACCAUCCAGUAAAGCUGAAAUUUCAAUACGGAAACCAGUCCAGUCUGAAGAUGUGCUGCUUUCUUCCUUUCAUGAGAGUGUACACAUCGUCAACAAGGCUUACCAGCUCAAAAGAAAAAGACGAAGUGUGGCGGCGGCAUCACAAUCCCCCAUGCAGAUGUUUCGGCUUCUGAGGCAGCCCGCACCAGAGAGGGAAACCAUGGCGAUAUCAAAAGCAGCCCAAGUCUUUGAAACCACUUUACACCUCAUAAAGGCCAAGACGACGUUUGCACAUAAAAGAAGAGCCGCCGUCGCAGUGACAGAGUACCUCUCACUGGUUGAUGUGCAGCGGAUCGCUAACUGGUCUGGGUGUCCUGCCCUGCUCCGCCCUGAAGACUGCCCCCUAGGGGAGCACACCAACAAGUACCGCUCCAUUGAUGGAACAUGCAAUAACAGAAAUCACCCCCUGUGGGGCUCCGCCAACACUGCGUUGGCCAGAUGGCUCCCAGCCCAAUAUGAAGAUGGGGAGGGCCAGCCCAAGGGAUGGGAUGUGGGACGCCUCUACGCUGGCCACCCGCUCCCACAGGUGCGCAAAGUGAGCAGGAGCGUUAUGCAGGGGGGGUUUGGCAGUGUCCCUGGAGGAGCAGCAAGAGGAGCAGCAAGAGUAGGAGCAUCAGCAGCAGGAGCAGGAGCAGGAGCAGCAGCAGCAGCAGCAGGAGUAGGAGCAGGAGCAGGAGGGGGAGGGGGAGGAGCAGGAGCAGGAGCAGGAGCAGGAGGUGCUAUGCUGGAGGAUGAGGAGUACUCCCAGAUGCUGGUGGAGUGGGGCCAGUACAUAGACCAUGACAUCUCCUUCACCCCGCAAAGCCCCCCCAGCAUCCCUGGGCUACAUGACUGCCUGAGCUCCUGUGAGAGCAAAGAUCCCUGUUUCCCAAUCGAGAUCCCGCCUGAGGACCCGUGGUUUGGGAGCAAUAAAAAGGAACAUACAGAGAAGAGCUGUCUCCCUUUCUUCCGCUCCUCUCCCGCGUGCCCGAGCUUCAGCGGCAAACACACCGGAGGGGAUGAAGAGGAGGAGGAGGAAGAGUGUAGCAACAGCAAUACAGGCAGCAACGGCUGUCCUCAUCUCUGUGGCCGUGGUGACGACGGUGACCUCCUCCAGCAGCUGUUACAGAGGCAGCAGGGCAACGCGGUCACGUCCUUCCUGGACGCCUCCACGGUGUAUGGCCACAGCCCAGCCCUGCAGAGCCUGCUCAGGGAGACGCCUGAUCCAGACAGCCUUGAUGGCCAGGGCCUAUUGGCUGUCCAUCACAGGUUUUGUGACGGCACCGGCAGCUGCGGUGGGCGUUCCUUCCUGCCAUCUGUUAGUGACACACCGUCCGCCUGCCUGCAGGAACCUGGAGGUGGUGCAUGGGAUGAGGCUGGAGGAGGAGUGGAGGGUGUAGUAGAGGAUGGUGGCAGUGGCCAUGGUGGAGGACCAGGUGUACUGAAGAUGAAGAGGAAGAGGAGGGUGAGCGGAGGUGGCGGAGGUGGUGUGGAGAAUGAUGACAGCGGGCAAGGUGUAAUGAAGAGGAUGACGGGCAGUCGUGGAAGUGGUGGAGCUGGUGUGAUGGAGAGGAGGAUGGGUGGUGGUGUUGGUGGUGUGGAGGAUGUGAAGGAUGAUGAUGGCAGUGACCUUGGUAGAGGCUGUGAUGGAGAAGGUGUUGUGAAGGAGAAGAGGGGGGUGGAUAUUAUUAGUAGUGAAGAUAGCGGAGAGGAUGAGAAUGAGGAUGGUGGUCAUGUUGGCGAAGGCGUGAGGAAGAGGAGGAUGAGGAGGAGUGGUGAAGGUGUGGAGGAAGAGGAUGACACAAAUGGUCACAGAAGUGGAGAAAGAGGUGAUGAUGAACAUCGUGGUGUGCGUGAGGAUGACGAUGACAGCAAUGGAAGCAGCUGUAAUAGGGAGGCAGGUGUGCUGAAUAGGAGGAUGGGAGUUGUGGAGGAGGAAGGUGGUGGACAUGAAAGCUGUGGGGGUAUUGUUGAGGAAAGUGGAGGCAGUAAUGGAGAAGGUGUGGGGAGGACAACGAAGAGGCCCACCUGCGAUAAUGGAGAGCAUGACGACAGUGGAGCUGGUAGCACUAGAGAAAUCAGUGACUAUGGUGGAGGACUAAGGAGGAAAGAGAGGAGGAGUGAGGUGGAAAGAAGGAGAGAAGGAGAGGCAGGGGAGAGAAGGAGAGAAAUGGGAGGGUAUGACGACAGUGGAGCUGGGACAACUAGCGAAAGCAGUGACUAUGAUGGACAGCUAAAGAGGAGUGAGGAGGAAAGCAAUGAGGAGGUUGGUGGUGAUGGAGGAAUAAGGAGGAGAAAAGUGAGGAGUGAUGGGGAAGAGAGUGAGGGAGCGACAGGGAGAAGGAGAGAAAGGGGGGAAUAUGAUGACAAUAGAGCAGGUAGUCUUAGGGAAAGCAGUGACUAUGAUGGAGAGCUAAGGAGAAGGGAGAUGAGGAGUGAGGAGGAAAGCGAUGGGAGGGUGGGUGGUGGUAGUAGGAGGAGAGGGGUGAGGAGUGAUGGGAAAGAGAGUGAGAGGGAUGAUGGAGGAGUAGCAGGGAGAAAGAGAGAAAGGGGAGAAUAUGACGACAGUGGAGCGAUAAGUAGUGGUGGAAGCAGUGAUGUUGAUGGAGGGACAAGGAGAAGGGUAAAGAGGAGGAGAGGAAAGCACAGGAGUGAGGUGGAAGAGAGGAGUGGUGAGAGUGAGAGGGAGAGUGGGAGUGAGAAUGAGAGGUGGAGCGAGGUGGAAGAGCGGAGUGGUGAGAGUGUGAGGGAGAGUGAGAGUGGCAGGGUUGAGUGCUUCUUGGCAGGGGACAGCAGGGUGAAUGAGGGCCUACCACUCGCCGCCCUCCACACGCUCUGGGUCAGGGAGCACAACCGGGUGGCGGCCGCCCUCAAGACCCUCAACCCCCACUGGAGCGCCCAGACCACCUAUCAGGAGACACGCAAGAUCAUCGGGGCUAUGCACCAGAUCAUCACAAUGAGGGACUACGUUCCAAAAAUCAUCGGGCGGGCGGCGUUCGAUCGCUACGUCGGACCAUACAGGGGCUACGACGAACGCAUGAACCCAUCGGUGGCUAACGUGUUUGCCACGGCAGCGUUCCGCUUCGGCCACGCCACCAUUCCGAUGGUGAUCCAUCGCCUGAACGAGAGCUUCCAGGAGCACCCUCUCUACCCCUCUCUCCCACUACACCAAGCCUUCUUCUCUCCCUGGAGACUCGUCAGGCAGGGAGGGCUGGACCCUGUGAUCCGUGGCCUGUUGGCCCGGCCCGCGGGCAAGUUGACUCGGGACCACUUAAUGAGCGCGGAACUGACGGAGAGGCUGCUGGUUCUGACCACUCCCCGGGCCCUGGACCUAGCUGCCCUCAACCUCCAGCGCGGACGUGACCACGCCCUGCCAGGGUACAACAAGUGGAGGAACUUCUGUGGGUUUGACAGAGUGCUGGACCUUGGUGAGGUCGUAAAUGACCGGCGGCUGGUUGAAAAGAUUACGUCGCUGUACGGCCACCCUGAUAACGUUGACGUGUGGCUGGGCGGGCUUCUGGAGGAUGUGCUGCCGGGGGCCAGAACUGGACCGCUAUUCGCCUGCCUCAUCGGCAAACAGAUGAGAGCACUUCGGGACGGAGACAGAUUCUGGUGGGAGAAUCCCGGCGUGUUCACACCACAGCAGAGAGCUGAGCUGAUAAAGCACUCCUUGUCACGUGUCAUCUGUGACAACACGGGAGUCGAGGUGGCACCCCCCGAUGCCUUCCGAUUGGCCCGAUACCUACAGGACUUUAACCCCUGCAGCGUCGUGCCAGCGAUGGACCUGGAGUCCUGGAGGGACACAUAGCGUCACCAUGAUGAUAAACGAAUGGCUUUGACAGCAGAGCUAAGGCCACCCCGACACACUUCUUCUGGAUGUCCGAAGCGGUCAACAUCAAGAACCAUCCCCACACUUUCAUUGGUCCGUAGCCUGACAAUGCAGCUACUAAUAAACAGCCUUAAGUAUACAAGAAGUUUUCUGUGUGGCCUCUGCUCUCUGGUUCUACUUUAUGCUAACACAUAUUGCCUGCACUGGUUGUGUUAGCAUGGAAAACAAAAGCUUUUUUUUUUAUUACAUCAAGCUUUAUGUUGGAGCAAAUGUAUGACAUAGCGAACAUGUCUCAGCUGACUGCUUCAAAAUCUGCCUUUUUGUGCAUUUUAAUUAAAAGCUUUUUAUUCACAUUUAGCAGUGACAUACUUUGGUUGCCUAUGUUGGUCGGUCCAUCAUUCGAUUUUAAAUGGUAUGCUUUGUUUUGGU